Sinocyclocheilus rhinocerous is the source of this 1566-nucleotide messenger RNA. Its product is annotated as proline-rich protein 18-like. The coding region runs from base 117 to 881 and encodes 254 amino acids. The transcript has a single exon. NCBI's taxonomy places the organism in Eukaryota, Metazoa, Chordata, Actinopteri, Cypriniformes, Cyprinidae. The record is from RefSeq and is a predicted model, not a curated record.
GAAAUGCGGAGCGCGAUGGAUUACUGCGUCUAAUACCCAAAGAUCCGAAUGGACGUAUUUCUCCCAUCAUUCACGCACAGAUUUCUUCAUUAUUUCGCGCACCGCUAGCGUUCAAAAUGCCUUUCCCACCGAUAAACCUGCACUCACGGAUAUCAUCGCCUAGAAAGGAGCUGUUCAGGAAAAAGAAGAGCAGGGACAAUGUCGCGCCUCCUCAACCCACGUUCAGUCAAAGGACAGGAGACGACAAGGAAUCGGAGAAAGAUAAAUUAUCCACAUCGUGGCCAUCGGCCAAUCUAAAGCAGCAGGGACGAAGCAAGCCGACCAGAGUCCCUCCAGAUCACGAGACGGACAGCAAACAUUCGUGGUUGAGCGUCCCCAAACCCUUGGCUACCUCAUGCGAAAGCGUCCCGCGGUCCAGCUCUGGAGAGUCCAGCCAUAAAUACGCCUCCAGGAACUCUCUAGCAAAAGAAGGCGGCGAGCAAGAGAUCCACUUCUCCCUCAGCCUGACCCCCGAAGCCAUCCUGGUCAUCCAAAAGCGCAAUCUGGAAAAGCAGAUGAUGGCCAAGCAACAGAAGUGCUGCGCUUCCGCGGACUUGCGACACCGGCGGGUUUUCCCAUCCAAGAGAGCUCAGGGCAGCUCCAGUAAUAAGAGCUCCGGACCUGUUGCAAAAUUGGACGGUUCCAAUGACAUUAGCACCAUUGUGAAGAUCUCCCUCCUCAACGACCAGUACAAAUAUGAUGAUGUGGAGUACGAGGAGGAGGAUGGAGACGUGGACGAGACUGUCAUGCGGAAAUGUAAAGAGUGGCUCAAAGGUGUGGAGAGUGCUGCUGCUUUUGGGAAAGUGGAUAAACUGUCAGCUCUGCCUCAUCUUAAAAGCUGAUAACCUGAACUAGGCCUACUUCAUUCCACAACGAAAGGUCCACUGUGAAGACUUCAGUUCAUGAGUUAUGUGUCAAACACAAAAGUCACCUAAUUUGCUUUUAGAAAUAAUAAUGUUGUUUAAAGGGUCGUUCACACCGAACGCGUUCUUGCGUUGGACGGAGCGCAAUGUAAUAUAGAAUAUUGAGACGCCUUUGUAAAAGUUGAACUAUUUUCACCUGGACAAGUGCGCUUGGUGCAUGUGUAGAUAGAGCAAGAAUUAGGUAAAAACAGCGCAAACGACAAGAAAGAACGCGUCCUGUGUGCAUAUGUGGCUCUCGCACACAGGACGCGUUCUUGUGUUCGCAAACACCUGAAAAGCGCAACAGCGGACUGUUUUUAACUUGACUGUGCGACUUAAAAUCUUGGCACAUAUACGCACAAGACGCUGAAAAAAACUCAAUUGCGUCGCAAUGUUUACAUUGACCAACAGUUAGACCAAAUUAGAGAAGAUUUAAUGAAAGAAGGCGUUAUAUGUGAAGUUAUUGGAACAGAACGCAGAUGUGUUCUAAAAAAAAAAAUGAUUGUUUUCACCUUGACGCGCCAUUUAAACCUAAUGGCGCAAUUCGCGAUGCACUGGCCAAAAACGUCCAUAUGACGCAGCGCACAUAAAGCAACAAUAAAUAAACAUGUCGGACUGAACGCAA